Fibroporia radiculosa is the source of this 3561-nucleotide messenger RNA. RefSeq lists its product as uncharacterized. NCBI's taxonomy places the organism in Eukaryota, Fungi, Basidiomycota, Agaricomycetes, Polyporales, Fibroporiaceae. The record is from RefSeq and is a predicted model, not a curated record. The coding region runs from base 1 to 3561 and encodes 1186 amino acids. The transcript has 4 exons.
AUGUCCAGCGACGUGUUAAUUGAUUAUGGAACCACCAUACAGUCUCCGGUCUCAAAUGCUAGCGAUGAUUCCGAUGUUGUCAAUACCGAGACCGCGAGGGUCUACUUCGGACCUCUCCAAUCACCAGAGAAGAAAUUUGCAUCCGUCCGAAUGCGCACACCAUUACGCAGAUCUACCAGGCUGUCAUCAGUUAUUCCUAGGCAGGGAAGCCGGAGAGAUAGUACUCCUCAAGAAUCUUCUCGGCUUAACAUAGACGAUGCUGGAUUUGGUUCAUCAAGGACCACGCCUCUCGCUGAGCAUGCGUUCCUUCCCGACGAGCCAUCAUUUGUUCUGGCUAGCAAGGUUCUCUGCGCUUAUGAUAAUCCGUCACCUCCUCCAAGCCCUCCUCCCGAAGAGCAUCCUGAUCCAUCUUCCUUGACUAAUGCACCGCUUUCUCAUAUCGAGGAGUCGGACUGCCUUCCUCCUUAUGGGUUUCCGGCGGAACCCCUUGAAUCGUCCGCGAACUUAGAUGCAAAUAACUCCCUGCCCGAUUUGAUCAACUUUGAUUCCUUUUCGACACCCUCCAUGACUUCCCUUAUCCAUGUACCAAGCCAAAGUCCACGUAUCAUUUCAUCUCCAGUACGGAACCUUGCGGUCGAUACCGUUGAUGACUUGCUAUCUAUUUCUCCUCAACCUAGCCAUGUAUUGCCUGGGGACUUUAUUGAGCCUCCUGUUCUUUCCGCAGAUGAUCUGACUCCUUCAGUGGAUGAAGAAGAGCGAGUACUGCAGGAGCUAGUUCGCGAAGAACUUAUAGUCGAUUGCAGUUCCGGGCCAGAGAGCGCAGAACUCGAACCGCAGACAUGUCGCAGAUCGGCUCAUCUCCAAAGAAGCACCAGCCCCUUCGGACCAAAUACAUUUGUCAAUGAUGAUGUGGACCGACUCGAUUUCCCGACAAAUUCGUUACAAAGGGUCAGAUCCAGAGAUGACCCGGCUUCCACUGACCGAGAGGUAAAGAAGAGUAGUGAAGACCGAGCUCCUAGUGAUGAUUUAGUUCAUGAGGACGCAAAUUUUAUCCAGAUUUCAAGUCGUGCCGCCAGCGUGGAACAAGAGGGUAGGAGAGUGCAGUCCUACAAGACUCGCCGGGAGCUAGGUUCGCUGUCACCUGCGUCAGCGCAGCUACUUAUGCACUUAAUCCCAACAACGUCAGACUCCCGGAAACAUUCCUUCGAUGGCUGCAAUGAACAGGAACGUCCAAAUUCAACGUCCAUGGAUAGGAAUAUUAACACCACUAUGCAGGGGGAAGCUAUCCAUUCCGCUUUCGUAACGCCAUCAUCACCAACGAGACCUGCGGACUCCAUUCGUUCCCCGGCUCGUCGCAUACCCAUUGCACAAGCCAUAGCGGAGGGUACAUUUUCGCCAAAUAAAUCUCUGAAGGCAGCCAAAGCAGGAAUGUCGACCGACACCGUUGGUACUAGUUUCGGGAUUGGGCCUUUAGGUUCCCCUGUCUUCAGAAAAUCUGCGUUGGAUGACCCACAAAGGAGUCCUGCCAAACGAGUUCCCGUCGCCGUGGCCCGAAGCGUAGGUUCCGUUCACUCAUUCGACAAGGGAAAGUCUCCCGUUCGCCCAAACGCUCUCCGUGCGACAAGGGAGGGAGAACGAAAUCUUACUCGAGAUCUUCAAUAUCCCGCGUCGAGACGAGGGCGUAGUGGCUCUGCUGAACCGUCGACUCCUUCAGAUUCGCUUUUGUCUGCGAGCACAGUAGGCAAAUUUUUCCCGCAACCAUCCUCUUCCAACGUGAACUUGGGAUCAGGAAGCGGACCACCUAGUACUACUGUUGGAAUUGACAAUCCGCACGCGGCACUUCGAUUCCGUAAAAGCACAACACCAAAUCGAUUCCUGUCAUCUGUACCUGAGCUAGAGGGGGGAGAACAAAACCGACAAUCAUCUCCCACACACAUUCACCCGGUAUCCACUUUCAGGCCAGCAGGAACCGACCAGAAUCCGAAACAGACGUUAGCUGGUUCGAAUAGCAAGAUUCCACGAAUAGGUGUAAAGGCUCAAGGGAUGCCCGAUGUUGCACCAAGGGAAUCAAAGCCAAUGUUCGCACGACGCGCCAUAGGUACAGCCCCUAGUGCUAUAACUCGUCCUUUUAGGUCUAUCAAACUAGGCGACCACAACUCAGAUGAAAAUACACCAAAGUCUGACAGUUCGACUACGGCUGGAAGUACUGUUAAUCAUCUCGGUGUGGUGCCACUUAACGCAGAUGAUUCGGAAGUCAAGUCCUUGAAACGGAAGCGAGACAUGGAGCCCUCCCAGACAUCAACCACAAGUGCUCAUCCGGCUAUUGUCGCUGGCAGAGUGGUGAAAGGUAGCCAGCCCCUCCAGGCAGCAGUGGAAUCAACGCUGGGAGACUCAUAUCAUAAGACAUCAGGUCAAAAAAAGGCCCCAGGUCUCGUUAUGAUGCGCCGGGUAGCGGACUGGAAGAGACCUCCAUCUCAAUCAUCAAAGCCAUCCGUGAGAGAUGUCAUGGGUGUUUCGCCUGCGAGUACUGAGCAACCAGAGGCACCGGUUGUCUCAAACCCAUCUGAGAGAGAGGAUGAUAUGCCCAUGUCACCUCCAAUCACUCGUAUUUCGGAGUCUUCUGAGGAGUCGCGGCCCGCGAGUUCAUCUCCCACUAGGUCAUCAGCCCACAUCGAUGCCCAGUCGGAUGGUGCACGUCGCUCUACUCGUUCUCGUCGACAGACUCCUGAAGCAAUCGCCGAUAUUUUCGGGACAACGGCUGCAACUCGGCCUCCCAAGACACGCCGCAAACUCAUCCUACACACUGAUUCUAGCAUAUUUUCUGGAAUGACGGCCUUGGCUUUGAAGGCGCUUACAUCAUCUAAUACUACCAAGAAUCAACACCAUGUCGUGGAGAUCAAGAGAGAAGUGAUUCGCAAGGAGGGAAAAAGACCAGACAGUCCUACUACAAAGGUGCGGACGGCUCUUGAGCGACAACGAGAACUGAAGGCCCAGCAACGGAAGGAGCGCGCUGAUAGAAGAGCCAGACGGACAUCUGGGGCUGACGGUGAAGAAGAGAAUGAGAUCGAUGCUUCCAAUGAUAUGAUGGAUGCAGCCAUGGACAGUAUUGAUGUGAGCAUCGCUCUCCGCCACCGUCGAGGUCCUGGAGAUGAGGAGGAUUAUGAGACACCGCCUCGCCCAGACCGGCCUACAAAGCGGGGAAGGUUGAACGACAACAGCGAGGCAGGACAUGGUAAAAGGGUGAAAUGGGACAAGGGACUUUCAAGCACUGUGUAUCUGGACGACAAUCCUCCUAAACCCAGGAAACCACCUAAGGAAGACGUCGCUAGAAGAGGGUGUCUCGCUCCAACAGCUAAGUCUCAGCGCCUCGAUACGCUCGGAAACGUGCUCAACGCAGAGAUCCCAUUAAAUGAUCUCGUGCACGAAGACGUUAUUGUAAAGAAGUUCGUCUACGAUGACGAUGUCGAAGAAGGGUCCGCAGCCGCUGAAGCGGCUUCACAGAUGCCUGUUCUCAGGUCCUCGAAGAAUCAAGGUAGGAGGGUGAAGCCAGCGAAGACCUAA